Messenger RNA from Triticum turgidum subsp. durum (durum wheat), 807 nucleotides. Lineage: Eukaryota; Viridiplantae; Streptophyta; Magnoliopsida; Poales; Poaceae. The record is from the annotation of a GenBank genome assembly.
AUGAGCUUUCUCGCCGGGCGCCUCGCCGCCCAGGAGGGCGCCUACUUCCUGCAGGAGUCCAAGCUCGCCGCCGGCCGCCUCGCGGCGAAGCUCCCCGCGUCCGCGCGUGGGCCCAGGCCGGCGUCCCCGCCUCCGUCGCCCGACGUGCUCCCGGAGAUCCUCCGCCACUCCGUGCCCAUCAGGCCUACGCCGCCUCCGGCUGACUCCACCCUCUACGGCUCCACUCGCUGGGUCCUCCCACAGGGCGGCGCCGAGACAGCCGGCGUGUCGCCCGACGUGCUCAACCCGCUCCGCUCGUACGUCGCUCUGCCGCAGGCCACCUUCGGCCCCAAAAGAUGGGAACUUCCAACUGAGCAGCCUUACUACUCGGCGGCAACCGCCAAUGAGCGGCGACGUGAUAUGCAUCCUCCUCCCAUGGACCCUGAGAAGUUGAAGGCUGUAAUUGAUGGAUACUCACAGGUUGGAAAGGCAUUUCUUGCUGGGACUGUUUUGGUGUUUGGAGGAGCAACAGCUGUGCUGCUGUACACUGCCAAUAAGCUACAGUUGCAUUCAGUAGACGACGUCAAAGCUAAAGGAAAAGACGCAGUGCAACCACAUGCCGAUAUGAUCAAAGAACAGAUAGCUCCACUGAGGAAAUGGGUAACCAAACUUCGGAACCCAUCCUUUGUUUCUGGCUGUCGUAUUGAUCCUCUCGCCGAGGACACGUCCCGGAAAUGGCAUUACGAAGCCGACAGAGAGUCCGGGGAGAAGUCUGUCCUUGUUAGAGAGCUGUCAAGAGCACUCGGUGCUAAGACACGCUCGAAUUGA